Molecule: messenger RNA, 1263 nt
Organism: Austrofundulus limnaeus
Lineage: Eukaryota; Metazoa; Chordata; Actinopteri; Cyprinodontiformes; Rivulidae
Source: RefSeq, a predicted model, not a curated record
ACAAAACAAACAUGCAGAAACAGAACUCCUCCCCACAGACCGGUGCGACCCAGAAACCCAUCAUUCCUCAGGUCCGGUACCACUGGUCCAUCCAGUCCUCAGGAGGUGGAGCUUCAGCCAAACCCAGCAGCCACAAACCCAGAACCGGUACCGCUCGCCCUCGUCAGAACAGAACCAAGUCUGACACGGUCCAGGAGAACAACAGGGCUGGUUCUGCUGUUAGACCAGAACCGGACAAAGAUCCAAAUUCUGCUGGAGAUGGAGCACCUCCCAGACCGGAGCAGGUGCCGUUGGUUGUGAGCGCUCACCUGGACAGGUGUCUGGUGGAGCAGGUGGAGGUUCUGACUCGCGGGCAGAGGACCAACCCGGACUGGUUUACCUGGAGGAAGAACCGGAUCACGGCCUCUGUGGCCCACCGGAUCGCCCACUGCCGCUUCGUUAACGGCAAGAGCAAAACUCCGCCUCCUUCAUACCUGGCUGCAGUCACAGGAGACGGUCCCAGAGUCCAGACCAGAGCCAUGAGCUGGGGGGUCCAGAUGGAAUCUGAGGCAGUUCGUCGGUACCAGACCCUGAAGAUGGCGGCGUUGGACCGGCCGGUCUCGGUCCAGGACUGCGGUCUGUUCAUCGACGCCCGGCGGCCCUGGUUGGCUGCGAGUCCUGACGGGAUCGUGACGGACAGCCGGACCGGCCAAUGGCUGCUGUGCCUGGAGGUGAAGUGUCCCUACAAACACCGGAACAGACGGGUGGAGGACGCCUGCAGGGAGGACCCCACCUUCUGUCUGCAGCUCCAGGACAAAGACGAGCAGAACCACAGAGAACCUCCAGUCUACCACCUGAAGACGUCUCACAGCUAYUUCACUCAGGUCCAGUGCCAGCUGGCGGUGACCGGUCUGAGGUGGGCUGACUUUGUCGUCUUCACCCUGCAGGAGGUAGCUGUGGUUCCGGUGACCUUUGACCCUGAGCUGUGGGACGAGACWGUGUCCAAACUGGAGGUGUUCUACAAAGACGCUAUCCUGCCUCAUGUCGAGACACAGCAGGACAGAUCUGCCUUGAGACCAGAGCUGUAGAUACUGUAUAUAUGUCAAACUAAAAACCAGAACCGGUCCAGCCGGCAGUGGGUCCACAGGAGACACUUGUCUCUAACAGGAAGUCAGGCGAUAAUUUUACUUCUUACAGACUGAAGUAGAAUCCAGGGGUCGGAUUUAUAAAACUGGCGUACGCACAAUUUGAGCCCAGAAACUUGCGUACUCCACUUUUUACACC